This is a messenger RNA of Impatiens glandulifera, 714 nucleotides long. RefSeq lists its product as uncharacterized. Lineage: Eukaryota; Viridiplantae; Streptophyta; Magnoliopsida; Ericales; Balsaminaceae. Bases 1 to 714 code for a protein of 237 amino acids. The transcript has a single exon. The record is from RefSeq and is a predicted model, not a curated record. Gene Ontology annotation, cellular component: plasma membrane.
AUGACGGAAAAACCCACUCCUGUAUUACAAAAACCACCCGGAUACUUCAAUCAAACCGCCCCUUCAUUCAAACCACCUUCUCGCCGGCCAAUUCUACCACCAACAUUCCACCGCCGGCGCCGGCGAUCCUUCUUUUGUUGUUUCUUGUCCAUCCUUAUCAUCAUCAUAAUCAUAAUCAUCAUCGCCGGCGGCAGCUUUUUCUAUCUAUGGUUUCAACCACAUCUCCCUGUUUUUCAUCUCCAAUCAUUAAAAUUUCCUCAUUUCAAUUUCACAAUCGACGGUUUAGACGGUCCUUCAUUAACAAUCCAAGCUGUUGUUAUGAUCGAGAUAAGAAAUCCCAACACUGUUUUAAAUCUCAAUUAUAACAAAAUGAUUGUUUCUUUGAAAAUUGAGAAAGUCGAUUUUGGUUCGGUCGGUUCGGUUUUAGGGUUUUCUCAAGAGAAGAAAAACACGACGAUUGUGAAGUUUAAGGUUGAUUCGAAAAAUGUGUUGGUUUCGAGUGAGACUUUGGUCCAGUUGAAGGAAAGGUUUCGAAAGAAGAUGUUGUUGGUGAAUGUUGAGGUCGAAACUUCGAUUGGAUUUGGGACCGAGGUGUGGCAUUUUGUGCCGAUUGAGAUUAAAGUGUUAUGCGAUAACGGAUCGAGUUUUAAUGAGAUCGAAAAUGAUAUUGUUCGUGGUUGUAAUAUAAAUCUCCUCAAUUGGUAUGUAUUUUAA